This is a messenger RNA of Xiphias gladius (swordfish), 3119 nucleotides long. It is a transcript of the gene smpd1, whose product is annotated as sphingomyelin phosphodiesterase 1. The record is from RefSeq and is a predicted model, not a curated record. Gene Ontology annotation, biological process: sphingomyelin catabolic process; ceramide biosynthetic process. NCBI's taxonomy places the organism in Eukaryota, Metazoa, Chordata, Actinopteri, Istiophoriformes, Xiphiidae. The transcript has 9 exons. Gene Ontology annotation, molecular function: acid sphingomyelin phosphodiesterase activity. Gene Ontology annotation, cellular component: lysosome. The coding region runs from base 261 to 2069 and encodes 602 amino acids.
ACGAGACCGAGCAGUGAGACUCGGAUCAUAACAGUGUUGCUGACUGACGAGCGCAGCCAACAAGAGGCUAUCGACCUUGUUGCCAGUAUUCUUUGUGGCGGUGGAAGCGGGACUGCCUUGACUCUCCUGACCUGCCUGUGUUCACCGCUACCAGGCCUCAAGCCGGGGAGACGACGACGACCCCUCUCUCCGGUCGGGACUUCUUCUUUUUUUGGAGGCUGUGAACACACCGUUGUCGGAGGACGCCUGCUGUCAGGACAAUGAGGCUCCCGACACCGCUGCCCUCCGUCGGGCUGACAACCUGCACUCUGGUGUUAGUGUUGCCGCUGCUCGGGUCCUGUCAUCCGGCACCCACCUCGGGACAGCCCAGCCUGGUGUUCAUGGACCAGUUCAACAGCCCACGGAUUCGAUUUAGCUGGAGGAAUGCCACCUGUUACCUGUGCAAAACAGUCUUCACUAUUGUUGAUAUCGCCCUUCUGAGUGAUGCAAAUGAAGAGCGAGUGGCACAUGCCUUGGGUGAGGCAUGUAUUCGUCUCCAUCUGGCUAAUGAGCAGGUGUGUCGAGAUAUAACAGAGCUGUUCAAGGACGACUUCAUCCGGGCCCUGCAGGAGUCUCUGCUGCGACCCACUGAAGUGUGUGCCCUGCUCGUGAGCCCUUCCUGUGGCAAAUUUGACCUCUACGCACCCUGGAACAUCACCUUGCCAAAGAUCCCUAAGCCCCCUGUUACACCACCCUCUCCGCCAAAACCUGGUUCUCCAAAGAGCAGGGUCCUGUUUUUAACUGACAUCCACUGGGACCAGGAGUAUGAAGCCGGCAGCACCGCAGACUGCAAGUACCCUCUGUGUUGUCGUAAAGACUCAGGCUUUCCCAGCUGGAGGCGGAGAGAGGCUGGGUACUGGGGAACCUACAGUAAGUGUGACCUGCCUCUACGUACAGUGGAGAACCUCCUGGAAAAUGCCGCCAGAGCCGGACCCUGGGACUGGGUCUACUGGACCGGAGAUAUACCAGCACACAAUGUUUGGUCUCAGACCAGGAAACAACAGCUGUCAGAGCUUAAAGUUAUCUCCAGGCUCAUCCACAAGCACCUAGGACUUAAUGUGACAGUUUACCCUGCUGUAGGGAACCAUGAGAGUACGCCAGUGAACAGCUUCCCACCACCCUUCAUUCAUGGCAACAGAUCCUCCGCCUGGCUCUAUGAUACAAUGGCAGAGGAAUGGUCAGCAUGGUUACCAGAGCAGGCUUUGAAGACUUUAAGAUAUGGAGGAUUCUACACAUUGGAGAUUCAACCUGGUCUAAGAGUCGUCUCUCUCAACAUGAACUUUUGUGCUCGAGAAAACUUCUGGCUGAUGGUGAAAUCUAGUGACCCUGGGAACCAGCUGCAGUGGCUAGUCCAUAUACUCCAGGCCAGUGAGGACAAGGGAGAGAAGGUACAUAUUAUUGGUCACAUCCCACCUGGCCUGUGCCUUAGCAGCUGGAGCUGGAACUACUAUCAAAUUGUCAACAGAUAUGAAAGUACAAUUGCUGGACAGUUUUUUGGCCACACGCACCUGGAUGAGUUCCAUAUGUUUUAUGACGCAGCAACCAUGACCCGCCCACUGGGUGUGGCAUUCAUUGCUCCCAGUGUCACCACUUAUGUUAAUCUUAACCCAGGAUACCGUGUCUACUAUGUUGAUGGGGAUUACCGAGGCAGCUCUCGGCUAGUGCUUGACCAUGAAACCUACAUUCUCAACCUCACAGAGGCAAACCACAGUCCAGGGGCACCCCUCAGCCCAGAAUCAAACCCCAAAUGGACACUGCUCUACCGCGCCACUGAGGCCUAUGGUCUUUCCAGUCUGUUCCCUUCUGAUUACGAUGGGCUGAUACAGACCUUUAUCAAGGACGACCAAGUCUUCCAAAAGUUCUGGCACUUUAGAUAUAAAGGACACGUGUCGGAGUCCUGCAAGGAGACCUGCAAAACCACAGUGCUCUGCUUUCUGCGAAGUGGGCGCUACGAUCAGCUGGAGCAAUGCGAUCUCCAUAAUGGUUUUGGAGGAGAGUUGGCCCGGGCUGCCAGAACAACUCUUUGUUGAUCUGAGGAAGUUGGACUGAAUACAACGGACCAAAUAUGACAUUGAGCCAAAAAAUUUAUUUUUCCUGUUGCUGGUGGGUCAAGUAGGAUUGUUGUGUUUGUUUGUAACAACAAACAGUUCAUGUACAUUUCAUAAACCUGACAAUGAGUGUGAAGAGUUUUGAGUUAGGCCUUGUGUUGUCAGUAAUUUUUUCACAUAGACAUUUAACCGAUUGUGUUUGGCAACAGGGCUCGGGGUUGUCAGUUAGUGUUUUGCAAUGCCAGUUGUGUAAAGACUGCUUUAAAGUGUCUUGAAACGAUGUUCUGUUUACUUGAAAUGCAGAGAAUGGCAGGGAUUAAGUGGUUUGUUCAAAGUUGUCAUGAUUUUGGCAGUCCUACUUUACUGGGUGCCUUGAGUCAGGGAUUAUAAUCUUAGACAUAUCCAUCCAUAACAAUCUUUUAAAGAACUUUGAAUUUUUAAAAAUUCUGAAACGCUGCUGUGAUGUGUAAAAAAAUUAUUUUCAAUUUUAAUAUCCUUGGGGAUUAUCAGGAGGAUGGGUUUCAUAAAAUUCCAAAGCAAUUUCUUGAAAGGCUUUCUUGUAAAUUGGGACAAAGUGGUAAAUUUGCUUUAAAAUUGAUGACUAUCUGACCUUUUUGACCUGUCCCACAACCUGACAGUCAGCUAAAUUUUGGGGAUUUAAGUCAGUAAAAGUAUCUACCUUAAUGCGCAGCAGUGUCUGCCUCAGCAAAGCCUUCAAACCUAAAUGAAGAUCAGUAUUUCCCACUGAGGUUUACUUCUCUCUGCACUUUAAUUCUUUUGUUGUAAACUUCUAGGUUUUAUUUGAUAGACCCAAAGUGUGACAAGCUUGAGGAGGUUCUCGGAUUGUGAUCAGUGCGACCGAUGGUGUAACAUGAGCAUGAUAAGAAAUGUAACUUGUAAAAUGAGCAAUACUUUAAAGAGAUUGUAUAAAUUAUGUAUAAAAGGUGAAAUCUUAUACUUGUUUGCUGUGAGGGGAAAAUAUUGAUUACAUAUUGAUUACAAAUUAAAAAAGUGGUUUAUUCUGCAGCAAUA